UUCCUAAUGUCCUGAAUUAGAGGGUAUUUUAGGUCAUUUUAGGUUGUGUAUUAUCCUACACUGAUCAGUUAUAUUCUGAAAAAAUGAAUUUCUAGGUAUAUCAUAUGAGUAGUAUUUUAAUAUCAUACUCAAGGAGAAGUACUGAUGGAAGAGAUCAUAUACAACAACAUUCAGGUAACCAAUUAACUUCUGCCAACUGAAUCAGUUCAACUGUCAUCCAUCUUUGAUCUGACCCCAUCAGAACCCCAAAUAUACUCUUGUUUUUCUCCAUUGUCAUAGAUACAUCCAUAUGUAGUUGGGAGAUCCAACGUGUUGAAACAUACCAGUGAUGUUGCAGUAACAACCUGAGACAUGGCCUCUACAAGACAAUCUGCUUUAGAGUACAUUACAAAUGGAAGGUUACGUCUCAUUGGACGUCUCCAGAAUCUGCCCCUCAUUUUGGAAAACCUGUUCCAGCGCAAGGUUCUUCACGAGGAGGAAGUCAGUAAAAUUCAGGCUGAAGUUGACCAUUUUGACCAAACCAGAAAAAUACUGGACUGGGUCUCGGCCAAAGGAGAGGCUGCAUGCUACGAGUUACUGAUGAUUCUAGACAUCACAAGGAAGAGGACCUUAGGCGACGCUGACUUACAGCAAUGGAUCAGCUGCUUCCCCUUCGAGGGAGACCCAGAGAUGACAGACUACCUUGUUGGUUCAAAACCCUGUCAGAGAUAUCAGACACAGCUGAAAUGUAAAGCACGGAAGAUCACAGAGGGUGCAUGGACACAAAGCUGUAGUCUCCUACCAGAGAGAUGUAGAAAUGAUGGGACGUUCUCUUACACCCCUCUUGUGUUAGAUACAGAUGUGUGUUCAUCUCUCUCUAAAAUUAAAAUGAAGAAUAAAAGAUGCAAGAAAGCUCGGCCUAAAAAGCUAAAGAGCUUCAUCCCCUUGGCCAAACAGCAAACAUCCCCAGCUGACCUGCUUAAAACAUAUGAGAAUAAAAUCCUCCUGGUUGGAAAACCUGGAAUUGGAAAAACAACAGUCGCCCAUCAAAUGUUGAACCUCUGGGCAGAGAAAGAUCACAGAGAACUAGAUUACAUGUUUUAUUUUUAUGUGAGAGACAUUUCACACAAAAAACCCAUGAGCCUGGAGGACCUUCUCUUUAACAUGUACAGUGAGCCAAACGAAAGUAAAGAAGAAGUCUUACAGGAUAUUAAGAAGAACUCUGAAAACAUUGUCAUCAUAUUUGAUGGAAUCACAGACACAGACCUCUCCUUUUUGUCGGUAGUAAAGGACCUUGUGGAGAACCUCCUGCCUGAUGCAAAGAUUGUGACCACAUGCAGACCAGAUCAAUCUGAAGACUUCCUGACAGACUGGCCCACAGACUGGUUCAGAGUGGAGGUGAAAGGGUUCAGUGAUGAAUCCAUCAGGGCUUAUUUAACACAGAUGCUGAGUGCUGAGCCUGACUCCUUGAGCAGUGUGUUAAACAACCUAGAGUUGUUCAGUCUGUGCCAUGUCCCAAUGUACGCACUGAUGGUGGUUGCCGGCAUUUAUUUCCCUACAUCAGAGGCUUCUAAACAGACAUGCACUAUAACUGAAAUGUACAGCAACAUCUUCCAUCACUGCAUCCAAAAACACAGUGGAAAACGACUUACGGAUAUCGACAAUUGUCUCAAAGAAAACAGAGAGAAAAUAUUGUCUUUGGCAGAAAUUGCUUUUGAUGCGACAAAUGAAAAAAACAUGAACUUGACAACACUGAGUUGUGAAGAAAGCAGUGUCCAUUUUGCAUUCUUGGGGGCACUUAUGGUUAAUGUUUCACCCACAGAGUCAGACACUUACUCUGCAUUUCUCCACUACACAAUGCAGGAGUUCUUUGGUGCCCUUUGGCUCUUACAGAAUCCAGACAAAAUCAGAGAGGUUCUCGAGAAGUGCCCGACUGAAGAAUGGAAACACACAAAACACUUGAUUCCUUUCCUGUGUGGCCUUCUGAAUGAGAAGAAUAUUAAAUUGGUUAACAGUCUAGUUCCAGCUCUACAGAUCAAGAAGACGUCAGAUUGGUUCUCCAAGGAAGUGGUGAACACAUUUCUUCCAUCUCAAACAAACCAAGAUCAUGCAGAAGGUGGUGCUCCUGAGUUUGAGAUAGAUCUUCUGUUUUUGUGUCAGUGCUUGUAUGAAUAUCAGUCUACUGAGGCCUGUCAGCUUUUCCUGGACAAACUGAACUACCAUCUAGACCUGAGUGGAGAACAUCUUGAUCCUCACCAGUGCUGUGCAGUCUCUUAUGUGACCAGUCAGUCUGCAGAGAGAAAGGUUGGCUUGGACCUGAAUGGCUGCACUGUGUCAGACCAAGGAGUAAGGCUGAUACUGGGCUCUCUGAAGAAUGUCAGACAUCUUGGACCAUCCUCUGAUGAUUCAUCUGACCCCUCAAUGUUGUGUCAACUCUGGAAAACUUUGCUGAGCAGUGAGGCAGAGAUGGACUUCACCAGCUUACUUGGCAUCUGUGGAAAUGAGUUGCACCUUCCAGUCCAGGGUGAAGGACGAGUGUUUGAGAGAGCAGAAGAAGUGAUGACACAGAGUCUAGAGAGGGUUCAUCUCUGUGUACACUGGGAUCAGAGAACUGUUCUCAGUGAAGCCCUCAGCAAAACCAUUUUAAAGUGUCUACCAAAUAUCAACAAACUCAGGUUUACUCCUCUACAACAUCAGAGAGGAUCCCCUGAAAGACUGGAGACAGAAGAGAAAGCAGUCCUACUCGAUUUGUGUCUACAAGCAGCACUAGAUCACAGAGAAACAUUCCAGAGAAUUGUGAACACACUGCUGUCACUGUUCUCUGUUUAUCAAACUGAGAGGUAUGACAUCCUGCUGGAUCUGUACUCUCAUGUGAAGUACAAUAGGAAUCAAACAGCCAGGAGUAUCCUUCCAUCAUUGAAGCCAGUUUACCAGUCAGCUCCUGCAGUCUGGUCCAUAGACCUCUCAGAGAGAAAGGCCUCCCUCCUCCUAGAAGUGCUGAAACUCCAACCAGGGAAGAAACCAGUAGAGCUGAAGGGCUGGUCAGAUGAAGAGAGUGAAGUGAGGAGUUUCCUUCAGUGUCUGCCCUACAUCUCACAGCUGAGAUUUUCUCCACUGAAGGAUAACAUAAAGAGGAGAAAGAGAGAGAAGACAUUCCUACUGAAUCUGUGUCUUCAAGCAGCUCUCCAUGAGAGAGGAACCAUACAAACAACUGUUGAGAAAAUGUUGUCACUGUCUAAAGUAUAUCACAACCAGAAAUGUGAUUUCCUGCUGGAUCUGUACUCACAUGUGAAGGACUAUGAGACUCAAACAGGCAGCAUGGUCCUUCCAGCAUUACAGCCAGUUUACCAGUCAGCUCCUGCAGUCUGGUCCAUAGACCUCUCAGAGAGAAAGGCCUCCCUCCUCCUAGAAGUGCUGAAACUCCAACCAGAGAAGAAACCAGUAGAGCUGAAGGGCUGGUCAGAUGAAGAGAGUGAAGUGAGGAGUUUCCUUCAGUGUCUGUCCCACAUCUCACAGCUGAGUUUUACUCCAACACAUGAUCAGAGAAGAUCCCCUGAAGAGAGGACAAAGAGAGAGAAGACAUUCCUACUGAAUAUGUGCCUUCAAGCAGCUCACCAUGAGAGAGGAUCCAUGCAAACAACUGUUGAGAAAAUGUUGUCACUGUCUAAAGUAUAUCACAACCAGAAAUGUGAUUUCCUGAUGGAUCUGUACUCACAUGUGAAGGACUAUGAGACUCAAACAGGCAGGAGUUUCCUUCCAGCAUUACAGCCAGUUUACCAGUCAGCUCCUGCAGUCUGGUCCAUAGACCUCUCAGAGAGAAAGGCCUCCCUCCUCCUAGAAGUGCUGAAACUCCAACCAGGGAAGAAACCAGUAGAGCUGAAGGGCUGGUCAGAUGAAGAGAGUGAAGUGAGGAGUUUCCUUCAGUGUCUGCCCUACAUCUCACAGCUGAGAUUUUCUCCACUGAAGGAUAACAUAAAGAGGAGAAAGAGAGAGAAGACAUUCCUACUGAAUCUGUGUCUUCAAGCAGCUCUCCAUGAGAGAGGAACCAUACAAACAACUGUUGAGAAAAUGUUGUCACUGUCUAAAGUAUAUCACAACCAGAAAUGUGAUUUCCUGCUGGAUCUGUACUCACAUGUGAAGGACUAUGAGACUCAAACAGGCAGCAUGGUCCUUCCAGCAUUACAGCCAGUUUACCAGUCAGCUCCUGCAGUCUGGUCCAUAGACCUCUCAGAGAGAAAGGCCUCCCUCCUCCUAGAAGUGCUGAAACUCCAACCAGAGAAGAAACCAGUAGAGCUGAAGGGCUGGUCAGAUGAAGAGAGUGAAGUGAGGAGUUUCCUUCAGUGUCUGCCCUACAUCUCACAGCUGAGUUUCCAUCCAUGGUGGUCUGAUCCCUCAAAGCAGAUCAAGUUCCUGGUGGAUCUCCUGUCUCAAGCAGCAGAGUGGGAGGAGCAGACAGGAGAGAAGACACUGAAGCUGGUAUCAUCGGUGUGGACUUACAGCACCUUUCCUUAUCGCCACGGAGACGAUUAUGAACAGAGUGAUUUCCUGUUGGAUCUGUACUCACAUGUGAAGGACUCUGAGACUCAAACAGGCAGGAGUUUCCUUCCAGCAUUACAGCCAGUUUACCAGUCAGCUCCUGCAGUCUGGUCCAUAGACCUCUCAAAGAGAAAGGCCUCCCUCCUCCUAGAAGUGCUGAAACUCCAACCAGAGAAGAAACCAGUAGAGCUGAGGGGCUGGUCAGAUGAAGAGAGUGAAGUGAGGAGUUUCCUUCAGUGUCUGCCCUACAUCUCACAGCUGAGGUUGUUUGUUGGUUAUGGUGAAGAGAAGGCCUGGACAGUUCUGUCUAAACUCAGUGUUGCUGCAGCUGAGUUUGAUACAGAGACAGGAGAGAAUAUCUUAAAGACAUUAUCCUCCAUGUGCAGAUACACAGAUGAUGAUGAUGGUAAUCCAUUUAGAGAGAGUGAUUUCCUGAUGGAUCUGUACUCACAUGUGAAGGACUAUGAGACUCAAACAGGCAGGAGUGUCCUUCCAGCGUUACAGCCAGUUUACCAGUCAGCUCCUGCAGUCUGGUCCAUAGACCUCUCAGAGAGAAAGGCCUCCCUCCUCCUAGAAGUGCUGAAACUCCAACCAGAGAAGAAACCAGUAGAGCUGAGGGGCUGGUCAGAUGAAGAGAGUGAAGUGAGGAGUUUCCUUCAGUGUCUGCCCUACAUCUCACAGCUGAGUUUCUAUCCAGACUGGUCUGAUCCCUCAAAGCAGAUCAAGUUCCUGGUGGAUCUCCUGUCUCAAGCAGCAGAGUGGGAGGAGCAGACAGGAGAGAAGACACUGAAGCUGGUAUCAUCGGUGUGGACUUACAGCACCUUUCCUUAUCGCCACGGAGACGAUUAUGAACAGAGUGAUUUCCUGCUGGAUCUGUACUCACAUGUGAAGGACUAUGAGACUCAAACAGGCAGGAGUUUCCUUCCAGCAUUACAGCCAGUUUACCAGUCAGCUCCUGCAGUCUGGUCCAUAGACCUCUCAGAGAGAAAGGCCUCCCUCCUCCUAGAAGUGCUGAAACUUCAACCAGAGAAGAAACCAGUAGAGCUGAAGGGCUGGUCCGAUGAAGAGAGUGAAGUGAGGAGUUUCCUUCAGUGUCUGCCCUACAUCUCACAGCUGAGCUGUGAUGAUGACAGGUUCUUCCAGACUGUGUGUGAGUCCAUCCCUGUGAGGUCCAGAGAGGAGGACCAGCAGUUGGCCUCUCUUCUCCAGGCCUUGGGCUCUACCCUGUCACUAGGAGGAGUGUUACCCAGGAAAACCUGCAGGUCUGUGGGAAGAGUCCUGGGUUUCUGUGCCUCCAGAGUGGACCUCACUCUCACCCCCAGCAAGAUCUCUCUCCAAGGAGCCGCACUUCUUUUGAGACAUGAGUCAAAGCUCCACAAGCUCAGGCAUGUUCAGGAAGACAGCUUUUGCAGGCUGAAUCUGGGUAUGGCAGUGAAACUGUCCAGACUGGUUAGGAGGACAGGGAGAGGUUCUACUCCACUGACUGUCCCAGAACUCUUCCUGGUCCUAAAGAGCAGCCAGCCACCAGAGAUUGUGUUAUCCAGGGCUCUGAGUAGUGUGGCGUCCCUGCUGAGAUUCUGGAGGGUUCAGUGUCUGGACCUGACUGACUUCUGCAUCCAGCGUCACUCUCUCAUCACACUGCUGUGUCACCAGGGACCUCUCUCUCUCAGACUGAAUUCAGACACUCUGCAGCAGCUGACUGUAGUUGUGUAUGAAGCUCAGGACAAGGACUUGGCUCAGUGGUUCCUGGAGAAGGUUGGUGGAGACCUGACCUCCUGCAGGCUGGACUGGGAGGUGCUUCUCUCUCUGCUGCAGCAUUCAACCCACAACAUCACUGUGGACCUCAGGAAGAACCGGCUUCUAGAGAAGAACAGCUCAGAUCUUCUCCCCUUUCUGGGAAGGGUUACUCUCAAGAGGUCCAGUUCCAGCUUUGUAAAGUCCUCCAUCAGACAGAUCUAUGACAGUAGAGCCAGUGACUGUGUGUCCAGUUUGUUGAGGUCUUCAGACCAUUGGAUCAACCUGAACAGCAGAGAGCUGGACAGAGUGGACUGUACCGCUCUGUGUUUUACCCUGCAGCACAGCCACCAAGUCAAAGUCAACCUGCUGUGGACCUCCAUACCACCGGGGGAGAUAGAGAGCAUCCUGCCUCUUCUGGACAGAGUCUCCCAACUCAGUGUUGACAGGAGGUUACUGCUGAGUUUCCUCCAGUGCUGUGCUGCCUCUCAGAUCCAGCAGGGGGCACCAUCAUCACCACCAACAGCAGUAUGGCUGCUCAGGUCUCUGCACUACAGACUGGACUUCUCCUGCUCCUCCUCUGUGGACCUGUCAGCUCAGGACCAGGGGGAGGCUCUGUGUCUGACCACUGACCACUGCAGGGCCAUCCACUCUGUUCUGAAGCAGAACCAACACAGCACCCAGCUGGUCCAGAACCAGGUCCAGCUCAUCCUAAGAGACUGUGAGGUGGAGGACAGAGCACUGAGAGAGCUGCUUCCCAUCCUGCAUAUUGUCAAGCUGAGCCCCAGCAAAGCUCUGCUACUUCAGCUGCUGGACCUUGUGUGUGAGGGGAUUCAAGAGGGGCUGCUGAGGCACGCAGAGUCCCUGUGCAGAGCCCUGGAUGGGGAGCUGGACCUCAGUGAGACCAGGCUGGACCAGAAGGCCUGUGGAUCUCUGGCCCUGGUUCUGGAACACUCAGAGGGUCUGUCAGAACUGGACCUCAGCCACUGUCAACUCACAGACCACCAGCUACAGCCCCUGAUCACACACCUGCAUAAAGUACAAGUCCUGGACCUGAGCCACAAUGACAUCACUGAUGCUCUGACUGACAGAAUACUCCAACUGGUCUCUACCAACACUUCAAUACACACCGUACGACUCUUCAACAACAGAAUCCAGGACAGAAGACCCUUCCUGACAGACAAGAGGUUUGACAUCUGGUGAAACAACAUCAGGUCUUAGUUCAGGAAGAGAAGGCUGAAUCCAGGACAGAAGACCCUUCCUGACAGACAAGAGGUUUGACAUCUGGUGAAGAUAAUGUUCUAUAAUAACACUUUGAUGUGGAACAUAAACUGAUGGAACAUUUUAAUACAAAAGACACACAACAAACUGGUUGUUCCAGCUGUAACAGUCCGAUCAUGUAAUAACUACAGUCAACAGACUCAUUAAAGAGAUUAUCUGCUACUUGUUGUGUACUUUUUAGCCAGUAGUGCUGAUAGUAACACUCACAAGUCAAAAGUGGUCCCUGAAUAUGUUGUACUACAUCACAUAUGUUCACCACGUCAUCUCUCUCUGCUGUGGCCCGCCCUGCAACCUCAUUGGAUAACCCUGGCUUCUUGCUAGCUGUCACUCAAAUACGAGUGGCUGAAGCUCAUGAUAUAGAACUCUAAUUUUGUACGUUUGUAGGUGGCUACAAUGCGGAGCCCGGAAAAUAUUGUAUUCAGCAUUUCACUGUAAGUCCUACGCCUGUAUUCAUGUGACUAAUAAAGUGUGAUUUGAUUAUCAGUU
Molecule: messenger RNA, 8016 nt
Organism: Oncorhynchus masou masou (cherry salmon)
Lineage: Eukaryota; Metazoa; Chordata; Actinopteri; Salmoniformes; Salmonidae
Exons: 19
Coding region: 352-7452 (2366 amino acids)
Biological process (GO): regulation of apoptotic process
Source: RefSeq, a predicted model, not a curated record